Drosophila rhopaloa is the source of this 9624-nucleotide messenger RNA. RefSeq lists its product as uncharacterized. NCBI's taxonomy places the organism in Eukaryota, Metazoa, Arthropoda, Insecta, Diptera, Drosophilidae. Gene Ontology annotation, molecular function: DNA binding. The transcript is spliced from 2 exons. Bases 8685 to 9602 code for a protein of 305 amino acids. The record is from RefSeq and is a predicted model, not a curated record.
UAUAUAUUUUUUGUUCCACACAACCCCGCUCCACCGUUAAGGUCUCUAUUUUGUGGGAAAAUAUUUAUAUUUAUAUAUCUCCUUUGAUCUCCACAACACUAGUGGCACAUUCCGUGGAACUCCAAAAAAUUAAAUAAAAUCACACAAACCCAUACGAAUGCACACUGUAACGACCCUGUUUUGGGAGACGGUAUAGCUCGCCGUGGUUAGGGUUCGUGACAGAUAUUUAUAUUUUCCUCUAUAGAUCGAUUUACCUCCCUUUCCCCAAAUAAUGACACAGAGGGAAAGAACUAUAAAGGAGACGUGUAUUUCGAAGUAAUCGUACAAUAUACGUUGGUCGUGUGGUUGUGUAUAUUUGAGUCGGGCCUGCUUGCUUUGUCGAUUCGGCGCUUUGGAAGGGCCGAGUGAUAAACUGCUUGUUUUCGUGACCCGGCACUACGGAAGGGCCGAGUGAUAAACUGCUUGUUGUCGUGACCCGGCGCUACGGAAGGGCCGAGUGAUGAACUGCUUGCUGCGAGCGUCGGCGCUGCGGAAGGGCCGAAAAGUCGCAUCAGCGCUGCGGAAGGGCCGAGAAGUGGACUGCUUCGUCGUGCGUAUGUCGGGUUCGUAGUGUUGUGGGUCGUUGGGAGAGAUCUACUUGGAUUUCUACUGGGAUUCGGGAAUGUAGGGCAUCGUUAGCUUCGGUCUGCCGGGCAUCGUUAGGUUCGAACUGCCGUUCUACACAUCCGUUUCUUUUCCGGGUCGGGAGCCGGAAACGUGAAGUCUGGGGGAACUCACUGAGAUGGGCCUGUAUUAUUAUUAUUCAGUGAUCACGACUGGGUCUGGGCUGAUUUCUAGGAAACCACACCGGGACUGGUGAUCCUCACCAGGGCGCAGAGCCGAUUUAAAAACCGAGUUCUUACGGAUCCACCACCAAUACCAGAACACUGACCCGGAUAUUUCUCUUGGUUGCGGAUGUUUCCUCGAUGAUCGUCGGCACGCAAGUGACUCAUCUGGGGUCUUGCCUCUGCUUAUAUAGGGCCCGUUGAGUGUGCCCAAAGCGGUCGAUGUCGAGAAUCCCGAUAUCGAUAACUCGUUAUCGGGUCACGAAUAUAGCAAUGGUAGUCGACUAUCGAUAUAUUAGUGUGGCCAGUUUAUCGUUUUGGGCGCGCGUUUUGAAUGUGCGCGAUUUUGGCGCGUGUUUUGAAUGUGGUGUGGCGUAGGGAGAAUAAAAGAUAAUUGGAAUGUUCUUUUAUUAUUAGUGGCGCUGGGUCGUCAAAACACAUAUAUACACAGAAUCCAUACACCGUGCAAAGACCCAUUUUUUCACAUUGGUCUUUAAACUAAAACACUUUGCAGCAUCCAAAAUCCAGUUGUACCAGCAUUCUUUUAAACUAAAACACACAAAACAAUAACAAACCCGGCUUACGAACACUGCUGCAGAACCACCUGCCAAGUACUAGUCGGACCGGCGAAUCUAAGGGUGGCGGCAACCGCUUUUUUUGUUUCCUUUUUUCCGCGGCAUCCCGAAUAAAAAACACAAGUCAAUAAUUAUCUAGCUGAUAUUUCAGUAGGUUUUUUAAUUAUUGGAUGGUUGUUUUUCUCUUAUUUACAUUGCAUAUUGGUGUGUGAGCCGUCACACAGGAUGUUCCGGGCAUUCCGUACUGCAACUCAUCGCAUAAUAGGCCGUUCACACUGUAUUGCAUUUGGGACGUAGGAAUAAAUUCGAUUAACUUUCCAAAAUUAUAAAUAAAAAAUAAAUAAAUAAUACUAAAUUUCAUCCAAAAAUAAAGUAAAUCCUCCAACAUCGAUCCGAUUCCACGCGUUCCGCAUCCAUUCCUUCUGGUGCAGUCAUAUAUUCUCCAAGACAUACAUCCAUUUCACAUUCCAUCCAUGUUAUAUAUCGUACCCACUUAUAUAUUUGUGUUAUAUUGAUCCGUGGUAUGGUUCUCAGACCAGCUUCCAAAUCAUUAAGUCGAGACGCAUUAAACAGCGACAGCUUCCACGUCCCUAUUCUUGUCCCGUCAGUGUAAGUUCAGGCUCCUACUCGAGCCUACUAUGCCGAUUGGUGAAGGUGAGGAACCUAAAGUUCAGUUAACCGUCCCAUCAGUCAGAACACCCAGCCGGGCCAGAGCCAAAAGCGAGUCGUCACUGCCCACCAAAAAGGCAGGACCUAGUAAAAGCUUAACUCCAUCCAUAAGGAUCAGCCUUACUUCCAGGACAACAAGCGAAAAGUCCUUAACCCCUUUAAAACCCGUGAGAACAACUGCGUCCCAGUCAGUUUUGUCCCUGCAAGUGACGAGAUCAAUUGCGAAAAUUGCUGACGCUGAAGCUAAAGCUGACUUAACAAAGUUUGUGGCUGUGACCGAUAGGGUCAGUCAGUUCGAAGCCAGGCUCAAUACCCCAACAGACCCACCUCCGUCUAUUCACACUAAUAAGGUCAGACUUCAGCAGACAAGGUAGGAGAAAGAGUACGAGACGUGCUCUGAGGUUCUUUCCUUAGUAAAUAGUACUACCACGAUGGAAGUCAGGCAAGCCAAGUAUGACUACUGUUACUGAAGGAUGCGCUGCAAUACUAAACGAAACGAUUGAAAGAGCUAGCGUUCAACCGAUUCAUGAACCGCCCACAUCGGUGCCUCUGCCUAGUGGAUGCCGCGUUCCUCCAAUAGACUGUGAAAUUUUCUGUGGCGACUAUGUUCAUUGGCCGACGUUUUGAGACCUUUUUUCCGCCUUCUAUGUCAAAAAUCCAAGGCUUUCAGGCGUUGAAAAGUUGUUCCACCUUAACUCGAAAACGAGUGGAGAAGCAAAGUCUAUUGUGGCAUAAUCACCAUUGACUAACGAAGGGUUUGCGCCCGCUUGGGGAAAUCUGCAGACUCGCUUCGAAAACAAGCGACUGCUCGUCAACAGCCAGCUAAAGAUCCUGUUUAAUCUCCCCACUGUUUCCCAAGAGUGUGGCAAUUCCCUUAAGCACCUGGAGAGCACUGUCCAAGGUUGUUUGACAGCCCUGAAAAUAGCAAAAGUAGACAUAACAAAUUGGGACUGUCUUCUCGUCUUCCUGUGCUCCUCAAAGCUGCCGAAGCUGACGUUGGCUCUGUGGGAACAGUCCAUCCGAGAUUCCAGGGUGGGAAGAAUAUAAAACCUUCUUACAAGGUCAUCAUCGAACUCUGGAGGCAAUUGAAGAAUUUAAACCUACUUUGACCACUCAAUCCAGAGCCCCACGUCCUAAAGGUGGGCCGCGGAUUAUCCAUAACUUUGAAAAUAGGGUCACCGUAAAUCCACAGUCGUGUAAACUUUGUCCAAGGGAGAACCAUCCGAUGCGUCUGUGUCCCCAGUUUCUAAAUAUGUCGGUUGCCGACAGGGAACAGUGUAUUAAACAACAGAAACUCUGUCUGAACUGUUUUGCAAGAACCCACAUGUUGAGAGACUGCACCAGAACGCACAAUUACUCUCCUCCAUCGUGGCGGCCCUCCACAACUCCAGUCAGCAUCCGCACCUGACCUCCAGCCAGAAAUACAGUCCACUCCGUCGAACGUCCAAACGUACCUCGCCGUGAACACGCAAGGGGUCCUCCUGAGUACGGCGCUCAUAGAGAUCUGCCACUUGACUUAAUUGACUCUGGAUCCGAGGCGACCUUUAUUUCAGAACGGUUAUUCAACCUAAUUAAGUUCCCCUAUGAAUCCAUACAAGCUCAAGUUUCGGGAGUAAAUUAAACUGUUGCAACCACGAAAGCGCUGCAAAUUCCGUAUAGGCUCCCCCUUUAAGCCACAAAUCCAAAUCGAAGCGUCUGCAUAUGUGCUACCACAUUUAGCCGGAAAUCUUCCAUCCUAUACGAUACCCGGAGGGACCUCCCUCCCAUCCAAUUAGCAGACCCGAAUUGCUACCACAGCUCGCAAAUUGACGUGCUCAUAGGCGCCGAUAUCCUUCCGUCGAUCAUUUUAGGCGGCUUCCAUUCAAAUGUUUGCGGAACACUCCUUGGCUAAGAGACCAUAUUCGAAUGGAUUCUUUGCGGCCCAAUCGCGAAAAAUCCCACUAACAGAAUAUCUUCCUUCUCAGCACGGUUGUCUGUCACCGAAUCUCAACUAGACGGCAUCCUCACCAAGUUUUGGGAAGUGGAGGAUGUUCCAGUGAAGCCGGGUAAGGAAUCCAGCUCGGUGUGUGAAAAUAUUUUUCCAGCAAACCACCACAAGGGGUAAAGAAGGAAGGUAUGUUGUUUCUUUGCCCUUUAAAGAACAUAACAAUAUAAGCCUGGGGCAUUCACGGUCCAUCGCACUGGCGCAAUUCCUUAGGAAUGAAGUACGGCUGAGUAAAAACGCUCCUUUGAGAGAGCAGUAUGACUCAGUUAUUCAGGAAUUUUUACUUGCCGCACCACGCGGUUUUCAAGCCAGAAAGUACCACCACAAAAGGUUCGCGUGGUGUUUAACGCCUCCAAUAAAUCGUCAAACGGGUACAGCCUUAAUGAUAUCCUUCAUACAGGUCCGGUACUGCAACCUGAUUUGACCACCCAGAUCCUCAAAUGGCGUUUCUUUAAAUACGUAUUCAAUGCUGACAUCACUAAGAUGUAUCGGCAGAUUCUCGUCCAUUCCGAUCAUACACGUUUCCAAAGAAUCCUGUUUCGCGAUAAAGAGGGAAAACUCUGUGAUUAUGAGCUCAACACUGUCACUUUCGGGGUUAACUGUGCCCCUUUUUUGGCCAUAAGCGUGCUUCAACAACUGGCUCACGAUGUACGUGACCAAUAUCCUUUGGCAGUUUAGCCGGCACCCACACCUAGCAGUCCGCUGUUUCAGCCAUCAAAAAGCUCGGCGGUGCUAUAGAGAGUGCGGGCUUUCCAUUGCGCAAGUGGACAUCAAACGAGUAGAAACUUUUACAGAACAUUCCAAAGGAACACUUGAUUAGGGUGGACUUUUUGGAGUUGGAAGACGCCAGUAUGGCAAAAACUCUGGGAAUCCGUUGGCACGCGACUUCGGAUAGUUUCCUCUUUCUGCCGAUGGAUAUUUCUCUCCAAACAACCUGCACCAAACGAGAGGUUUUAUCCCAGAUAGCCAAACUGUUUGACCCAGCAGGAUGGUUAUCGCCAUUUAUUGUUCGGGCAAAAAUUUCCAUGGAAGAAAUUUGGCUGCGGGAGUUAAGCUGGGACCAGCCUCUUCCGACUGAUCUUGUCACAAAGUGGCGUAAUUUUCCUGAGGGGUAUCCAACUUUGAAAGAAGUUCGCAUCCCAAGAAGGGUAAGAUUUCAUCCAGCAGCAAAACUGCAGUACCACGCGUUUUUCGAUGCAUCGCAGAGCGCCUAUGGUGAUGCUAUCUUUGUUCGCGUCGAAACGACUGAUGGCUGCUUCACCCACUUGCUUUUGUCCAAAACCCGAGUUGCUCCAGUAAAGUGCCUUUCCAUACCGCGAUUAGAGCUUCUCUCCGAACUCGCCGCAGCAGUUCUCUCCGAAAUGCCUCCUACUCAGUAUGAUAAAUAUUAUUGGACAGACUCCACGAUAGUGCUUGCAUGGCUAAGCAAGCCAGCAUGCACUUGGACUACAUACGUUGCCAACAGAGUCGCGAAAGUUGAUCAGCUCACAAAGAGCAGUGGUUCCAUGUGAAAUCGGAAGAUAACCCAGCUGAUCUGGCAAGCAGGGGCGUCUCAGUCCAUGAGCUCAAGGACAGCAACCUCUGGUGGCAUGGGCCUGAGUUGCUGCGUCACAACCAGGAGCAGUGGCCACUCGAUUCGUCGGUCCCGAUCGAAACCGAACUCGAACAUCGCCCAAUAAGGUGUAACGUCGCCACAGCGCCCCGAAAAAUGACAUUCGGGAGCGUUUUUCAGCUUUUUCGGCUUUACGCGUUCUGAAUGUGUGGCAAGCAAUACGUUAACAGAAAGGCAGAACUCACUGCCGCAGAGUUGUCUGACGUCCAAGAGAGGGUGAUUGUGCUCACCCAACUCAAUGAGUAUCCAAUAGAAUGCAAGGCCUUAGGCAAAAAGGAACAUAUUCCAGUCUCCAGCACGAUCUCCAAUAUAAACACCUUUGUCGACAGCCAGGUGUCUUAGAGCCAGCGGUCGUCUACGAGCAUCUGAGAUGCUAAGCUAUGAUGAGAAACAUCCAAUCAUCAUUCCGGCAAGGUGCACUUUUGCGAAACUUUUGGCUCUCUUUACCCAUCCCAUAUCCUUGCACGGGGGUCCGACUGAUUCGCUCCAAGUAUUGGACACCUAAGCUGAGAAGUCUUGUAAAAGAUCACAGACAGAAGCUGCAAACUCAGCUGAUGGGAGACUUGCCCUGCGCAAGAUCUACAUUUUCCAGGGCUUUUACCCACACGGGCGUUGACUUUGCGGGACCAUUUGAUAUAAAAAACUAUGUCGGUCGGGGGUGUAAGAUAACUAGUACCCGAGCCAUCCAUCUAGAAGCUACAUCAGACUUGACUACUGAGAAGUUUCUGGCAGCCUUCUCGCGUUUCUCCGCACGACGUGGCUGUCCGCACCACAUAAAUUCUGACAACGGAAAAACGUUUGUUGGAGCCUCCACGUCCUUAUCCAAGGACUUCAUUGAAGCUACGAGGUCUUUGAUCCUGUCCAAUUACAGUCUUCAAAAUGUGACCUGGCACUUCAACCCUCCGCCUCAAAUGGGAGGGCUAUGGGAGGCCGGUGUCAAAAGCUUUAAGAAACACUUCUACAAGCAAACAGCUGGCGGAAAUUGAGGCCUGUUUAAACUCGAGGCCUAGUUCUCCAAUGUCCGAAGACCCCACUGACCUCGUAGAUCUUAGCCCCGGACACUUCCUAGUCGGUGGGCCACUCCUUUUGGUGACUGAGCCUGAGAUUAAAAAAAACCCGAUUUCCAUUUUAAACCGAUGGCAGCGGCUAAAGGCCCUGCAUCAGCAAUUUUGCUUACAUGGUGGUGCUAAAAGAGGAGAAUUUACCACCAAAUGAAUGGCGGCUUGGGCGGAUCCAACUGGUGUGCCCAGGCGCGGAUGGCAAGACCCGAGUGGCACAUGUUCUUACCGCACGUGGCAUUAUCCGACGACCAAUUGCAAAGAUGAUCCUCCAUCCGAUGGAGGCCUCCAGCUCCGAGUGAUUCUGCCUUUUCCCUUUUUUUCUUGAGUUAGCGACUAACAGCCAAUCCUACUAGUCCUAAACUCAUGUCAUCCUGUGUCGUCAGUCCUCAUACAUGUCCCGAUCAUUCGCAUCAUCCAUAACCCCUAACCUUUGUUUACUCGCUUCCACAGAUUGUUCACGAUGGCGCCAACUACAAUCCAGCACGCUCGGCCACGCGCAACCAACGGGUACAGGUGCCGAGUUUGCCGAGGGGUGCACGCGCUGAGGAAAUGCCAACUGUUCCUCCGGCUCCCGGCGGUGAAGCGGCUCCGCGCGGUCCUUAUCAAUCACUACUGUGCGAACUGCCUUGCUCACGAGUAUUCGGGUCAAUCCUGCCGCAGUAAUGCCAAGUGCCACGUCUGCAGUGGAAAUCACCACACCCUCCUGCACUUCCAAGAAUCCACAUCGCCACGCCCGUCACGACCCCAAGACCGACGGCAGCAGACGAGAUCGUCGUCGACGACGUCGUUGCGCUCAUCGUCACCGAAUGAGAUCUCCCCGACCCGAAGCCCUGCUACGGGCCCAUCGUGCGCCGCUAUCCUGCAGCGCACGAGUGUGAUAAUCUUGCCAACUGCAUCCAUUUUGGUGGGGUCUGAGGAGAAACGGUUUGACGUCCGAGCUUUGGUGGAUCCUUGCUGCCCCGUGAGUCGCAUUCACGUAUCCUUGACAAAGGCCCUUAACCUUUCCGUCACCCGCGUAGGCGAUGAGCGGGUGUGCACCACCGAAAUCCGCUCAAAGUCGUCGAAAAUGAUGAAAUGAGCUGCUAAUGCUGGUUGAUGGCCAGAUGCGGACCCGAACUUCGGCCAAGCCCCUGGAUCCGAAGGUCCGGGAUGCCUUCCCAGACAUCACUUUGGCUGAUGAUAGAUGGUUCCACCCUUCCUUAGUGUCGGCUGUUUUGGGAGCUGACGUAUACGCGGAAUUAAUUCUGCCGGGUAUCCGCCCGAGUCAAAACGGACUGACAAUGGCGCAAAGCUCAGCCUUGUGGUAGCUCCUUUCCAGGCACUUGUUCCCAUUCUUAAUAUGCCACUCUCCCCAUUGCGAGGGGGAGAAUAAAGAAUAAAAAAAAAAACUCGCCAUUGUUUCUGGUGGCAAAGUGGAAGGCUAGUAAUAUAGCCGAACUUUGUAGAGGGGUAAUUCCCACACAAUUUUUGCGAGUAUUAAUGGCCUUAAUUAAAGGAUUAAUAUGUACAUAUGAGUAUUUUAAGCUUAGAAAUUGAAUUAUAAUAACACUAAGAUUCUAACUGCUUUCUUAAUCUUAAGGAGUGUUCUUUAAAUGUGAGCCUGGAGUCGAAGGUAAUUCUUAGGAUUUUUAACAGAGCUCGCAAAUAACUGUCAACCGUUACUCGUUGUCUUCAAAUAAGUGUCUUCUCCUGACUCUUUACGAAAAGACUCAGAGAGCAACCGAUUUAUGGGUUCUUGAAUGAGCUCGCUCGCGCUCAGAGCGAAACCGUUUAUUUCUAUACUGUUUUGUUCUGGUUGUUCAAAGACCGUUUUGUCGUGUUGAGUGAAGCAAAAGGUCUUUUGCGUAUGUAUUGGUUUCACACGCAUAGGCAAGCAAAUCGUUAUUUUUCUGCAGACGAAAUAUAUCAAUUGUGAACGGGAAUCGAGUGUGUCAAGUUGUGAAAUAAUUGUCGUGUAAAAUGGGAAGAGAAAUUAAUAAAAAUGUGCAUCAAUUCUUCAAAUUUAAUUUGGAAGAGAAGAAGUCAAUUUGUAGUGUUUGCGGUAUUAAAUUGUCCGGCAAUCAUUCAACAAACUUAAAACGGCAUUUGACAACGAAACAUAUGGACAUUUUCAAUGAGUGGAACAAUUCUGGAAAUUCAAAACUAACCGAAGAAAAACGAAGAAUAUCGUAUCAAACGAGCGAAGAAGCAAUUGUUUCUUCUUUAAUUAAAAUAGUAACUACGGACGGAAAACCAUUUAUAUUUCUAGACAGUGAAGGGUUCAAAGAAAUUAUGGAUCCAAUAUAUAAUGCACUUGGCAUGAACCCUGUAACGUCUAGAAAUAUUAUGAACUUUGUGUCAGUCAAAGAGCAGCUUAUCAAACAAAACAUAAGGGCUCUUGUUAAGGGAAAGCUGGUGUCGCUGAAAAUCGAUGUUGCCACCAGAAUGGAUAAAGCCAUUCUAGGAGUAAAUUUGCAAAUGGUCCACGCAAGCCUGGCUAAAACCGAGGUUAUUGUAAAGACAUUAGGCAUGAUUGAGCUCGGGGAAUCUCACACGGGAAUAUACAUGAAGAACAAAAUUCUUGAAAUCUUAGAUGAUUAUGGAAUAUCACUAGAUCAAAUCUACAGCAUUACGUCGGACAAUGGGCGAAAUAUGAUAAAAGCCGUCCAAGUUUUAAAUGAUGCCACAGAGGAGUCCCUUUUUGAAGAUGACACAGAAAGUGAGAAUCUUCUGAAUGAACUGGAUGGCAUUGAACUUGCUAAUAUACACCUUGUGAGAUGUGCAGCACACACUCUGCAACUGUGCGUAUUCGAUGUGAACAAGAUGAAGGAGAUCGCCGACAAAAUAAGUUCCUGUCGCACAUUAUGCAAAUCGCUUCGCACAGAAACAUAUAGGUAAGUAAUGAUAAGUUAUAUAUAUA